Messenger RNA from Jaculus jaculus (lesser Egyptian jerboa), 879 nucleotides. RefSeq names its product OTU deubiquitinase 6A (gene Otud6a). Gene Ontology annotation, biological process: protein K29-linked deubiquitination; protein K11-linked deubiquitination; protein K27-linked deubiquitination. The record is from RefSeq and is a predicted model, not a curated record. Gene Ontology annotation, molecular function: cysteine-type deubiquitinase activity. The transcript has a single exon. Lineage: Eukaryota; Metazoa; Chordata; Mammalia; Rodentia; Dipodidae. Bases 1 to 879 code for a protein of 292 amino acids.
AUGGACCCUCAUGAUGAAUAUCAACGGGUGAUUCGCCGCCAUCUCCUUGAGAAGGAAGAGUUGUAUGCUCAAAUCCAGUCAAUGAAAUAUUCCAUCCCCAAAAACGACAAAAAUAGGCGAAAGCAGAUGUUUCUGGAUGCGGCUCGUCAUGAGGCCCAGAUGAAUCAGAGGCACCAGCAAGAAUUAGAAAAGCUCCAAGAUAAACUUAACUACAUCACUGGGGAAUCUAUUACAUCAAGCCUCGCUAAAAUGAACCAGGAGAACCUGCCUCCUUGCUCUGCAAAGGCCCAGAAAAGGCGACAGAGAACCGGGCUUCUUCAGGGACCCCAGGAGAGGAUAGCUCUGGAGGAGACAGAUCUGUUCAGCAUCUACCGUCUUGAAGAAGAAGAGAAAGUGGCUGCCAUCCUGAGGCCCAAAAAUCUGGUGAUGAAGACUAUCCCAGCCGAUGGUCACUGUAUGUACCGAGCCAUCCAAGACCAGCUCGCCUUCUCCGUGACAAUGGAGACCCUGCGCUAUCACACUGCCUCCUACAUGCGGAAGCACAUGGAUGACUUCCUGCCAUUCUUUAGUGAACCCGAAGGUGACAACUUAUACACUCAGGAGGACUUCCUAAGAUACUGCAACGACAUCAUGUUCAGAUCAUCGUGGGGUGGCCAGCUUGAGCUGAGAGCCAUAUCACACAUCCUACAGACCCCCAUCGAAGUGAUCCAGGCUAACUCCCCCAUCAUUGUCAUCGGAGAGGAAUACCACCAGAAGCCACUCACCUUAAUCUACCUGCAUUAUGCCUGCAACUUCGCUGAGCACUACAAUUCUGUGAAGCCCAUCAAGACCAGCCCAGUCGGAGUGAGAGGACUGGGACCAGCUCCACGCCUGUUCUAG